Messenger RNA from Achroia grisella, 4549 nucleotides. Its product is annotated as hemicentin-2-like. Gene Ontology annotation, molecular function: hydrolase activity; nucleic acid binding; metal ion binding. The record is from RefSeq and is a predicted model, not a curated record. The coding region runs from base 11 to 4549 and encodes 1512 amino acids. The transcript has 25 exons. Gene Ontology annotation, cellular component: cell-cell junction. NCBI's taxonomy places the organism in Eukaryota, Metazoa, Arthropoda, Insecta, Lepidoptera, Pyralidae. Gene Ontology annotation, biological process: cell-cell adhesion.
CAAGUUCAUAAUGAUAUUCAAAACUAGAAAAUAUUCUUUAUUAUUUUUUAUAUUUCUUUUAAAUAUUUUAACUAUACAAGGGCAAAGUGGUAAAAGUAGUGUAACGUUUAUAAUUGAUGAUACGGGAUCGAUGUCUGAUGAUAUAGAACAAGUGAAGUUAGAAGUACAUAGAGUGUUUGAUACUGUAGUAAAGUCGGCAGAAUCACACGUAGAAAAUUUCAUUCUCAUAACAUUCAAUGAUCCGGAUACAUCAUUGUUAAUUGACACAAAAGAUGAAACCGUUUUCAAAAGUCAUUUAAAUUCUAUUCCUGUAGGUGGAGGUGGAGAUUGUCCAGAAUAUUCUAUGACAGGAAUUGAAUUGGGGCUUAAAACAAGUUUGCCUGGCUCUUAUUUUUACGUUUUCACAGACGCUGCUGCGAAAGACUUUAAUAAGUUAGAACGAAUUAAGAGUUUAGCUAUAAGCAAACAAACGCAGGUUGUAUUUCUAUUAACUGAAGGAUGUGAUAAUAAUUACGAUGAUCCCAAAUAUAAAGUAUACGACGUACUUGCUACUGCCACAUCGGGAAGAGUAUUUCACAUGAGAAAAACAGAAAUUGGAGAGAUUAUGAAAUAUAUAGCAGAUACAGUUGAGAGCAGAAAAACAAAAAUUGUUGAUAAAAAAUUUAAACCUGGAUAUGGUCAUACGUUUGAGUACGAGCUGGAUCAUAAAACUAAUGGUUCGAGUAUAAUUAUAUCAGGUAAAGAACCUAAAGGAAAAGUAACGAACCCAGAUGGAACAAUUAACUCUGAUCCUAUUGUUAACGUAUCCGAAGUAACGAUAUUUAAAACGCCCUCCAUGCCUGGCAAGUACAUCGCUGAAGUUGGUAGUAAGUCAGAAACAAGCGUCGUAGUUAUGGCCGCCUCUAAAAUUAACUUUCAACAUGGUUUCUCUGUGUUUCAACCGACUUCACUUGUUGCUACCACUAUUAAACCUAUAGCAGAUACAAAAUCUUACUUGUCGAUUGCACUUAAGACGGACGAUGACCAUACUGAAUUAAAGAAGAUAAUAAUCGUGGAUUUAGAUGAUAACAUUAUUUUGGAAAAGCCUGUAAAACCAAUUAACAUUAAAAAUAAAUUCUAUACAUCGGAACCUUUUGUGCCGCCAAAUACUAUAUUUAAAGUUGGGAUACUGGCCUACGAUCCAAAAACGAACAAGACAAUAAAAAGAUUUGGUAUAACGCCUAUAGAACCACAAAAACCUGAAUUAGAUCCUAGCCCUGAAAAUUCGCCUCCUACCGUAACUAUUUUGGAUGGAAAUGAACUAAGUGCUGACUAUGGCGAAUCUUUAAAAAUAACCUGUAAAGUACAUGGAUAUCCACAACCAGAAAUUAUUUGGGAAAAUGCAAUUUCAUUUGCAGUCCUAGAAAGUAAAACAACUGUACUGGAGCCUCCAUAUGACUACAUAAGCACAUUGGAAAUAGACAAGAUCAACGAAAAUGUGACAUAUAGAUGCAAAGCAAGUAUCGAUGGUGUAGUAAAUAGUAAAGAGAUAGAAAUUAAAACAAUAAUGAUGUACUAUUUUGAUAUGAUAGAGAUUCCCAAAGAUUUGGAUAUAGAAUACAAAAGAGAUGGUACAGUCAGUUGCAAAGUAGAUGCAAAUCCACCUGCGACUAUAACAUGGUAUGCAAACGGAGAAGAAAUACAUAGUGAUGGCAAAAAUACAGAAAUAUCUGAAGAGAAUUCAAUUCUUACUAUUAAAAACAUGGAACCACACUUACAAGGAAGGUACAUGUGCGAAGUCAGAAAUGAAUUUGAGAGAAAUGUUACAAAUUUCCAUGUGAGAAUUACUGGCCUCGAAAAACCCGUUAUUAGUAAAGGGACGCCUAAAAUUAAUGUGCUGAAAGGUCGAAGUAUUAAACUAUCAUGCAGGAUCACACGUGGUUCACCAACGCCUAAAAUGUCUUGGAUAUUAAAAAAAGACUCUAAUCUGUACGACCUACACCGAAACACUGAAUCUUUUUAUUUGGAGGAUGUAACGCCUACACAUAACGGAGUGUACAGAUGCAUUGCUACGAAUAUAGUUGGCGACGACUAUCACGAUAUUGAAGUUACUGUAAACUAUCCACCAGAAAUAAAAAGUAUCAGCAGAAACUUACAAGCUGUAAAGGGUUCAAAGCCAUUACUAAUUUGUUCAGCCGAUGGAGUACCAACUCCUCGUGUUAGCUGGUUACUAGAUGAUACCCCAGUAGCAAUUGAUGAAGAUCAUCAAAUAUACAGAGACAAUAGCUUAAGAAUCACAGCUUCAGAAGAUAACAGUGGCAUCUACACUUGUGUAGCGGAGAACAAACACGGCAUAGCUAAAAGAACUAUUCAAGUUAAUUACAUUGAGCCAGUCACCAUCAAGAUACCUGACAGGUCCACAAUUGACACCAAAGUGGGAAAAAAUGUGAGUUUACCCUGUCAUGCUGAAGGAUAUCCUAAACCUGAUAUCAAGUGGGUAUUUUACAGCCUCAACCCUGAAGUACGAUCGAAAAUAUUGGAGGGUGAGAAAGGCACUUUACUUCUGAGAACAAUACAACAAGAUCAAAGUGGAUUCUACACAUGCAUUGCUAAUAACACUGGAAGCUCUGGCAAUAUUACUUAUGAAAUUAAAGUAUACGCUCCUCCUGUUAUAACAAAUGCACAUCCAGACAAAGUAUAUACUGCUGUUAUGAAAGAUUUAGUUCUACGUGUACCCUGCAUUGCUACUGGUAACCCUAAACCAAAAAUAUCAUGGUAUCUACGUAGUCUGCCCGUUCCAAAAGGCGAAUGGUACGAUGUGGAAGAAGAUGGAACUCUAGUCAUAAAAAAUCCCGAUAACAACUCUGGUGGAUACUAUACGUGCAGAGCAAAAAACAAAUUAGGCAGUGAUCAGAAAUACUUUCGCGUGGCUGUCAAACGAGCUCCUGAUGAACAAGUCCCUACAUCUACAAUAGUAAUCAAAGAAAAUGAGACAGUUCCUAUUAAAUGCAAUAUUCCUCAUGAUAAAGUUGAUAUGCUGCGAUGGUUUAAGAAUGAGAGAAUAAUAUAUAUUGGAGAAUUAACUAUAAAUAACGCUCAAAGAGCAGAUACAGGUCUGUACACAUGUCGUGUGAGUAAUUUCAUAGAAUCUUCAUCUUCUACUACGAAAGUAACAGUUGGUCUAGCUCCGAGAUUUAUUGAAGAUGUCGAAACAGAAUUCAAUUAUGAAGAAGGAACAUUAAUUUUUAUGGAUUGUGGAGUUGAAGGAGAACCGGCUCCUCAAGUAUCGUGGUGGCACAAUGAUGAUAAAAUAGAUGAAGUCGGGUCAACCUAUGUUUUACAAAUGGAUACUACAAGUUUGGGACAAUAUACGUGUGUAGCUAGUAAUGAAGUAGGCAGUGUUAAACGUACAUUUACAGUUGUUGUAGCAGAUUGUUUACUAAAUAUUGAGGACGAAUUUUACGGCAAUCAACCUUUAAUGGUAACUGAGGACUUCCAAUUACCAACAUAUGAUAUAUUUAAUAAAUAUGUGCGAGUGCCUAUAAAUGAAGGCGUAAUUUUAUCAUGUCCUGAAAGUUUCAAUGUAUUACGAGCAAGGGAGGUUAUAGCUAGAUGCGUGAACGAGUCUAAUUUCGAUAUAAAUGGUAAAAUUUAUAAAUACUCUGAUUUAAAAUGUACUACCCUAGCUAAACCUGUCUUUAGAAACACAGGCCUGCAUUGUGCUGGACCUAGAACCGAAUCAAUUAAGGUUGGUUAUUUAGCACGAAGAGAAUUUCUUGAAGUUUAUGAAGUAUGCUUGGAUAAAAAAAAACGGAUUCCGUUAUACACCAAAAGUACUUUGAAUUGGGCUAUGGCUGGUAUUGAAUCCAAAGAUGCAAAAUGGACAAAUUACGAAUCUUUGCCAUACGAUUUUAAUGCAUUAUAUGAUUGCUCAAAUCAGAUACAUGAGAUAUCUUUUAAAUUGGGUAGACGGUUCCAUACUGAUGACGGUUGCUGUUUUGCAAAAAGACAAUUGCUUAGUUCAAAAGAUGUAAGACCUGGCCUUCCACAAAUUGCCACCUUUACCAACUUAAAUAUUAUUCCCCAAUGGAGUACUUGUGAUUGGACGAAUUGGAAUGAAGUCGAGCAACGUGUAAGAAAUUUAGCCAAAUCUACGUCAGAUAAAUUGCUGGUUUGGACUGGUACUUCAAAACAACUGGAACUUCCUGGUGAAAGUUAUGGCAAUACUUCUAUAAGUAUAAGUGAUGGUACUAAUGAACAACCCAUCCCACAAUACAUAUGGAAGGUAGUCCAAAAUUCUCCAACCAGAGAGUCGCUUGCUAUCAUCCAAGUCAAUAUUCCCGACUUGAAUUCAGGGAAUAAAAAUGAACACAUGCUUUGUCCAGAUAUUUGUGACAAAAUCCCAUGGAUGGAAAACAAAGCCUGGAAAGAUCCAAGCAGAGGUUUUGUUUAUUGUUGCAACAUUCGAGACUUUGAACGAGCUUUUGGGUUUGGUAAAGAUUUCAGUAUAAGUGGCGAUAGAAUUCUUUAUGGCGUCUCUUUAAUUUCUGUUCAUUCUGUACUCAUAUAA